UGGUUAUUCCAUCAUCAACCUUAGGUUAACUUUGUAAGUAUCCCUACUUCUCUCCAAUAACACUUCUAAAUUGAAAAUAAAUGUCCAAAUCUCCAUGCUCGUCUUCUUUCAAUGUCCUCCUCAGUUCAUUUCACUCCUAGUUUCUUCAAUCUCUCCUCUCCUUUCAUGUCUUCGAACUAUUGCAGUUUAAUUUCAACGACCCUAAAUGAAACUCUAAAAUGGUUCAAAAAGGAGAUUUUAAUUCAACUGUGUUAUUGGGAGAGAAGAAGAUGAUGGAAAUGGAGGACUCGCAUGGAAGGAGAAAGAGGAGUGAAAGAACAACUAAAGGGAAAAUAUUAAAGCAUUUUUAUUAUCCCAGUCAUCUCGCCACAUCAUCAUUUAGUAAUAUCUAUACUUUUAAACCUCUUCUUCUUCAAAAUUCAAUAACUAAAAUGAUCAUUCAAUCACACAUUUCUAAAAAAUCUACUAUUAAAAUGGUAUUUUUAUUCGGAAAAUUAAUCUAAGCAAGAGAUUUUGAUUCAGUCAAGAUAGUCGAACCUAAAAAAUAUUUAGAAAAAACAACUAUGACACCGCCUCUUUUUUCGUAUCGGAUGCAUCUUAUUAUAUUGUAGUAAAUCAUUUUUAUAUAUAUUUUUGCAGUUACCCCAUUUUGAUUUGCUAUUAUCAUAAAUGUGCAAAGUAAUUGGGAAAUUUGAGAAUUUAAUUAGGAAAAAUAAUAUAUUACUUUGUAGAAGAAGAAGAAAAAAAACGAUAAGUAUACAUUAUGAUAUAUAUAUUAUUUCUCCUUCAUCUUCUUCGUUCACUCAACGAGCAGACGCCCCCUCUCUUUCUUCCGUCCAUCACCGCCGCCUGUACUUCGCCGUGCUGCACCGCCGCUGGUUGUCUCACGCCCGCCGUGUUCGUUCAGCCGCGCCAUCAUCCGCCAGAAACACCCAGCUUCUUUGUUUCCGUCGAGCCGCCGCUGGUCUGCUGUGUUCCGUCAGUUGGGUGCUGCCUUCAUCUCUUGGUUUCGCCGGAAACUUGAGUUUUGGGUAAAGUAAGUAAAGUAAAAAAAGCACCAGGUGCAUGGCGGGAGAUUUGUUGAAGGUGCCAUAUGGGAAUAGUGUCAAUGCUUCUGCUCAGUAUCAUGUUUUAAAGAAGUUUUGAAUGUUAAAAUGAAAACCUUUGAGUUUGAGUUUAAAUGCAAAUGUUUUAUAAUUUAUUUAUCUAUAUAUUUUCAACGUUUUGGGAUCCUGAUUCAAAUAUUGUUGUACUAUUUAUAAAAUUAUAGUUUUACAAAAACAAGAGAGUCGAACAAUUUUUGUUUUAAAAUUGCACUUAUGUUAGUAUUGACCCAAGUAGAGAUCUCGAAAAGUCCGCCUGUUACAGUUUGUAUCAUAGCCUAAGUUUUAGGCUCUAUAGACUGAUUUACAUUGUGAGUCCAAAGUGUCCCUAUGGCCCAUCAAUGGGUUCUUCGUCAUCGCCAAAUACAGCCUACCAAUGAAAAGCUCUAUGAAAGUUGUGUUUAAAAACAUUCAUGUUUAAGGUUUAUGUACUGACUGAUUGACAUUGCUUGUUUAGUGACUUGGUAGAAGGUGUAUGAGAUGGUUAUUCAGUUAAGACGCUGAAAAAAAAUUAUGAGGUCAUUUGACACUAGUUUAUCUCAUGGAGGGACUAUUAGAAAGGAGCAUCGUUCAAAGAUGUUGAAAUUUGAUGGGACUAUAUAGCAUUGUGAUGAUAUAGAAGUAAAGGGUUGUACAUGUUUAAGCCAUCGAAUAAGAUGUCCAAGUGGACUAAAGAUUUGUGUUAUGUUUUGGCAUGGGGGAUGAGAUUAGUGGUAUUAAAGGAAACUUUAUCAUAUUAUGACAUGCAGAUAGGCACGAGAUUAAAGUUGCUUUAUAAAUAAGAAAAAGGAGAAGAAGAAACUAUAGUUUUACUAAAGGUUACUGGGUAUUAAGGUCAAAUGUUUCCAGAUGAGUUUUGAGAGGCUUAAUAAGUCAUGAACACUUAAGGGAGUAAAUUUUCUGUUGGAGUAUAAGUGAUGGUUAGAAUAAUUCUUCAUAGCACCCUGGGUGAUGUCGUCAAAGGAAGCCAAAAUAGUUGAAAUAAUCUUAUUCUUAAAAGUGAAGAAGCAAAGUGUCUGUUUUAAUUAAACAAUAAAAUUUUCGAGAACUUCAAAUGACUUGGACCAUCCCUAACUUUAUGCUACCAAGGCUCUAGAUAGUUAAUUGGGACAAAGAGGAAAAAAAGGUUUUUGGAGUUUAAAAGAGAUGGCAAAUAGUGAAGGAGAAUAUUACAGGAUGAGAACUCUUCAUGAGAAAUAUAUGACUUACGGAGGAGUUCAAUAGGUUAUACUUUGGAAUGGAGAUUAUGUUUCACUGGGAAAGUGAAAAAGAGCACCCUGAAUUUAUUGGCAUUAGCAACGAUACAUGUGAGGAAAAUGAAAGUAUUUAUAGAAUGGUUUACUGUUUUUGAGAAGAUAAAGGAAAUUGAUGUUUUGAGGCUACAAGUACAUAUGUUUGGUUUGACUUACUUGCUAAGAUAGGAUUUUGGUGUUUAGAAGCCUUUGGAGUUUGUAUAGUAACACAGUUACUACUUGCUGUUAUUUUGUGUGCUGUUAUUUGUGUACCAUUGUAUUCUUUCAUUCUUCUCAAUGAAUGUUGUUGUUUUCAUUAAAAAAAUAUUUGGGCUUUUAAGUUUAAGGUAAGUAAUCUUACUUCUAGAACUCCUUUGUGCCAGGCACUCUAAUUGGAAUAUGAUUGAUAGCUUCUCUGAGACUGUCCAAAAGAUUUGGGUGGUUGGUGUGUAUGCAUGAGCAUGAUCAUGCCACGAUAUGUUAUAUGAUUUAUGUUGUGGUAUUUAUUGAUUUUUUUUUUGGGUGGUUGAUGUGUAGACAAAGAAUGGAGUUCCCAACUCCACACGUCCCAACUACUACUCCCACCUCCUUGGUUCAAACACCCCCAACCUAGCCAUCACUAUUUUCAUUUUCCCUAACAAUUAAACACUGACACACCAAAACCAGAAAUUCCAAUUUGCCACAAAUCCAUAUCCACUCGAAUAACACAGCACUUCAGUUCAAUGUUCAAACAGGCUGGGACAUGAAUCAUCCGGUGAGUGGUUAAAGGGAAGAGAAUGAUCAAAGGGUGGAAGGAAUGGAAGGUAGAUUGAGAAGGAGGAGGAGAUAGAGCAAGAAGAAAUAUAAGUUCAGUCGGAAGUUAGACAGUCUGAUUCUUUAAACAAGAGAAGAACAAUGGGCAGUAAAGCUAUGUUUAAAUGGGCAAAAACAGUUACACCUACUCAUGUUCAGCAGCUAAUACAAGCAGAACGAGACAUAAAGAAGGCACUUAUCAUAUUCGACUCUGCGACAGCCGAGUAUGCAAAUGGUUUUAAGCAUGAUCUAAAUACUUUUAGUCUCAUGAUUAGCAAGUUAAUUUCUGCAAACCAGUUCAGGUUAGCAGAAACCCUUCUUGAUAGGAUGAAGGAAGAGAAAAUUGACGUCACUGAGGAUAUACUUCUCUCCAUUUGUAGGGCUUAUGGUCGUAUCCAUAAGCCGUUGGAUUCCAUAAGAGUUUUCCAUAAAAUGCAGGAUUUUCACUGCAAGCCUACAGAAAAAUCUUACAUUUCAGUCCUUGCCAUUCUUGUGGAAGAAAAUCAAUUAAAAUCGGCUUUUAGAUUUUAUAGGGAUAUGAGAAAAAUGGGUAUUCCCCCUACGGUAACUUCUCUUAAUGUUCUAAUCAAAGCCUUUUGCAAGAAUAGUGGAACCAUGGAUAAAGCAAUGCACUUGUUUCGUACAAUGUCUAAUCAUGGGUGUGAACCUGAUUCAUAUACUUAUGGAACUUUGAUCAAUGGAUUGUGUAGAUUCAGAAGCAUCGUUGAGGCAAAGGAAUUGUUGCAGGAGAUGGAGACAAAAGGUUGUUCACCUUCUGUCGUCACCUAUACUUCGAUAAUACAUGGUCUAUGUCAGCUGAACAAUGUGGAUGAAGCAAUGAGAUUACUUGAAGAUAUGAAGGACAAGAAUAUCGAACCUAAUGUGUUUACUUACAGUUCUCUAAUGGAUGGAUUUUGCAAGACUGGUCAUUCUUCACGAGCUAGAGAUAUCUUGGAGUUGAUGAUCCAAAAACGCUUGAGGCCCAACAUGAUCAGUUAUAGUACAUUGCUUAAUGGACUUUGCAAUGAAGGAAAAAUAAAUGAAGCUUUAGAGAUUUUUGACCGAAUGAAACUCCAAGGUUUCAAACCAGAUGCCGGGUUGUAUGGGAAAAUAGUUAAUUGUCUGUGUGAUGUUUCCAGAUUCCAAGAAGCUGCAAACUUCUUGGAUGAGAUGGUUCUUUGUGGGAUCAAACCUAAUAGAAUAACAUGGAGCCUUCAUGUCAGGACCCAUAACAGAGUAAUUCAUGGUCUCUGCACUAUCAACAAUUCAAAUCGUGCAUUUCAGUUGUAUCUUAGUGUCUUGACACGUGGUAUUAGUAUCACUGUUGAUACUUUUAAUUCUUUGUUAAAAUGCUUCUGUAACAAAAAAGAUCUUCCUAAGACUUCUAGAAUUCUGGAUGAGAUGGUGAUUAAUGGAUGUAUCCCUCAGGGAGAAAUGUGGAGUACCAUGGUUAAUUGUUUUUGUGAUGAAAGAAAAGCUUGUGAUGCUAUGAAAUUGCUGCAACUCCAGUUGAUGGAUUGAUCUCAUGGGUCUACAAUAUUUAUUAAAUGUUACAUUUCGUGAGCAGAUAUUAUUUUUGUGCAGCUGCACUUUGAACU
Molecule: messenger RNA, 4725 nt
Organism: Cucumis sativus (cucumber)
Lineage: Eukaryota; Viridiplantae; Streptophyta; Magnoliopsida; Cucurbitales; Cucurbitaceae
Product: pentatricopeptide repeat-containing protein At5g46100
Exons: 3
Coding region: 3230-4648 (472 amino acids)
Molecular function (GO): protein binding
Source: RefSeq, a predicted model, not a curated record